GCUGGACCCCACUGCUGUCGUGGAAAACAGUUUCAUAUUUGCUAAUUGGUAUAUUUUCUGGAUAUAGUGAAUAGCAAAAGAACAUUGGUACAAUCGAGGAACUGUGUUUGUUGAUGGUGCCCCAAUUGUGCUUGUGUUACGGAUGUGAUGUCGUCAACAAAGAUGUCGUCUGCGAUGAAUCAGGAUUAUACGCUUGGCUCCUUGCGAUUGAAAUUGCUGGAGACAGACUUGCGAGUGAAAGCGAUCAUCAUGGAUAUCAACAAUUUUCGUGGCACCAUUGUUGAACUGGAAAUAUUGAACGAAGCGGGCCGGGAAAAGUUGGCUGAACUACGAAAAUGCAUCGAGCAGCUGGAAGAUCUGGCACACGAUGAAAAUGACGGCACUAUUCUGCAAGAUGUUGAGAAGUAUCGCGCACAGCUGUUCAGCACCCAGCAAGCGUUCCGGAAAGCUAAUAUUACCGCGAUGCUGGAGAUCUCGAAGGCCAACAAGGAGGAACUGUUCGCGUUGCGGCCGGAUGCGAGUGAGGUUCGCAAGCGCCACACGACCAGCUCACUCGGUUCGAAAGCGGUUCGCAGCUCCGCGCUGCUGAUGCAGCAUGAAAGUGUCACCGAACGGAUGCACUCGAUCUCGCAGCAGCUGUUCGAGACGACACAAAAGUCCGCGGCAACGCUGGAUUUGCUGGUCGCAAACAGCGCGACGGUGCAGAGUACGGCCGAUGAGCUGCUGCAAACGGCUGGCACGAUAAAGCAGUCGCACAAAUUGCUCGAAAAAUACAGUCGCCGCGACUGCACCGAUAAAAUAUUGGCAGCUUUCGGACUCACACUCUUCCUAGUCAGCGUGAUUUAUGUUUUAUCGCGUCGAUUAUUCUAGGGAUGCAGGUUUAGUAAGCCUCAGGGAUUGGGUGGGUUAAUUCAUAGUUUUUUGCGAUAUGAUCCGAUGGAUCUUUCGCCACGCUGCUUCGAUUAGUUUGUCCACUAGUUCUACGAGUUGUUGUAUUAACCUCUUCACAGUUUUGCCCAUGCAUGCGGAUGGCUUUCGUACUGCUUUGCUUGAGCCUGAAGGUGUUAACUAUAACUCCUCUUCUACAUCGAGGUCUUCUUAUACCUCGAUUAAACAGCAGGCGUAUUUUAACUAGAAUGUCCUAUCUUUUACAGCUUUAAAAUCUAUUGUUUUGCCCCUAGAAGGCCAAGCGAGAAAUAAUCGCCAAACUUUAUUGUUAUUAUUUUUUUAUUGCCCAAAUCAUGUUUGCACAUCUACAACCAGCGUGUUAUACAUUUUCUAUGUAAAAUGAUAAGUUUUUGUGUUCAAAAGAGCAUUUCUAUUACCUGGGUUGGUUUCACCAGAUACUUUUGUGCGAGAUCCCUUUUCUGUAGAAACCGUGAUAGUUAGUAAUAUCAGUUGUUAAAAAAAGGGAAUCAAAACCAUGGAGCUAGAGUAGGUUUUGUAAAUUCUAGGUCUACGAAGAAGAAAACCAAGAGCAUCCAUUAUGCAAUUACGGGGAUAAGGGUGAUAAGUAUCUUAACUCAAAUCAAGAAGUUGAUCUUUUUGUGGGAACUGCAUCAGUCGCUCUCGUGCAAUCACGUGGUAGAUGCCUCGAAUUUACCCAUUGAUGAUUUUUUCGAAGUGACCAACUGUUUCACGGAUAAGGUUUGCAUAAUUUGCAGAUACCGGCUACAAUAAUAUGUUGGACAAGGCACGCCACAGAGCAUUGUUUGACCAUGCAAUCAGAAGAGUGGUUCCACGAUUUCUUUCUUUAGAAAAUUGUGGUACUGCUGUACGCAAGGAAAAAGAGCUUGUUGGUCUUUGAUCACUUCGUGAUUUGCUUAGUUUACUGCUCAGAAAUAUCUUAAGAUGGGGCUUAU
Messenger RNA from Anopheles coustani, 1862 nucleotides. RefSeq names its product vesicle transport protein SEC20-like. Gene Ontology annotation, biological process: retrograde vesicle-mediated transport, Golgi to endoplasmic reticulum. Gene Ontology annotation, cellular component: SNARE complex; endoplasmic reticulum. The transcript has 3 exons. The record is from RefSeq and is a predicted model, not a curated record. The coding region runs from base 148 to 870 and encodes 240 amino acids. NCBI's taxonomy places the organism in Eukaryota, Metazoa, Arthropoda, Insecta, Diptera, Culicidae. Gene Ontology annotation, molecular function: SNAP receptor activity.